UGGAAUGAGACGUUUGACAAGCAGGUGUCCACAUACUUUUGGUCAUGUAGUGUAUCUUUUCUCAUCAUAUCCUGUAGGUGGUGUGUAAGUUAGUGGUGAUGUUCUCCAACUACUGCAUCAUGGCUAACUACAGCUGGCUGCUGGUGGAGGGACACUACCUCCACACCCUGGUCAGCGUCUCCUUCUUCUCCAAGAAGAAACCCCUGUGGUGGUACAUCAUCCAGGGCUGGGGUUUGCCAAUGAUUGUCAUUGUAUCCUGGGGCUUGGCAAAAUACUUCAAUGAGGAUGAAGGCUGCUGGGAGACAAGGGUACAUGACUGGGUUUGGUGGAUUCUCAGAGUACCAGUCCUACUCUUCAUAGUUAUUAAUUUUAUAUUUUUUCUGAGUAUCAUACGAAUUCUGGUGGGGAAACUGCGGAUGCCAGACAUGCAUGGAACUGAAUUCAGCCAAUACAAGAGACUUACCAAAUCUACUUUUCUUUUGGUGACCCACUUUGGUUUGUACUACAUCCUCUUUGCCUUCUUACCCAUCAAAGUCAGUGGUUUAACUUACAAAAUAUGGACCUUUGUUGAGCUGGCUCUUCCAUCAACACAGGGCUUUGGAGUUGCUGUUCUUUACUGUUUUCUAAAUGGGGAGGUACAGUACGAGGUACAGAGGAGAUGGCGAAGGUGGAGGCUGAAGCAGCAUCUACACGGGGCGCCAAGACACCAUGGCUCCAUGAGCCAAAGCGGCUCUCCCCUUACCCAGGUCUCCUUGCUUCCCUGUUCCGGACCGGCCAGCCUGGCAUGACCUUUGACGACCCCCCCCCCAAUCACUGGAGAUCUCUUAGACAUGCCAGAUAAAAACACUCAUACAGAGGGACUCUCUCAAGACAUCAAGGGUACUUAAGUUACAUAACUUUAUUUAACUUGAGGAAUGGUCCACAGAAUCACUUGGCCACUCUUGAAGACUUGGACAUUGCAUGGGAAACAGCACUGUUAUUUUGUGUCAUUCCCUCAAGCUCAAGCAACAUUUCUACGACUAUGGACCAGGCCUGAAGAUCUAGGACAUUUUGGGUUCAGUGGAAAUCCUAAGAAACAGGAAGAUAUUCAAAAACAAGAAGUAGGCCUCAGCUCUUCAUCAUCAACAUGUGAAAGAUAAAUCCUGGAAAGGGGUCUGGUUAUGGCCAGCCUCUUGUCCAGAGAAUGUAUCGACAUGAUUGAAAAUUCUCACUUUUUAUUAUACUUCAAAGACAGAUCUUUUAAGAAACAUAAUUUACUGUUCUUUUGCGUCAAUGUACUGUAUUUUCUCACAAUUUGACAUUUUCUGAAAUAAGUACCCAGAUCAAAAGGCUGCACUUUUUCAAGAGGAUAACAAAUUGCUGGUGAGUUGUCUAACAAACGGUCAUCUUGGUUGUCUCAACACUUCACCCAUGUAAAAUGUCAGAUUUGGUCCCUUUUCUUCUUGCUCAUGGUAAUUUAUUAUAAACUGGAUGGUUCAAGCCCUGAAUGCGGAUUUGGCUGACAGCCGUGGUAUAUCAGACCUUAUACCACGGGUAUGACAAAACA
Messenger RNA from Coregonus clupeaformis (lake whitefish), 1546 nucleotides. Its product is annotated as vasoactive intestinal polypeptide receptor-like. The record is from RefSeq and is a predicted model, not a curated record. The transcript is spliced from 7 exons. Gene Ontology annotation, cellular component: plasma membrane. Gene Ontology annotation, molecular function: secretin receptor activity; G protein-coupled peptide receptor activity; peptide hormone binding. Lineage: Eukaryota; Metazoa; Chordata; Actinopteri; Salmoniformes; Salmonidae. Gene Ontology annotation, biological process: adenylate cyclase-modulating G protein-coupled receptor signaling pathway; cell surface receptor signaling pathway. Bases 99 to 788 code for a protein of 229 amino acids.